AUGUGGGAGCCGAUGCCAGAGGGCAUGGCGGAGGGAUGGACAGGCGUGAGUGCGGUGGUGCAUGACACGCUUGUGACCCUGGUGCAGGAGGGGAAGAACCGCAGGUGCGUUCUAAAGCCAUGCAAAGCGGUGGUGUGCGGUGCUGGUUGGUGGGAUGAGAGGUGUGGUCCUGUACUGGUUAAGAGCGGGGACAGAUGGGAGUGCGGUGGCAUGGGUGCAGUGGAGCAUGCCGCGCUCGACACUGUCGUGCAGGAGGGGCAGACCCGCAGUCUUUUUUCCUACUGCCCGGAAAUCGACAAGUGGCAGCAGGUCAUUGGCCCUCCUUUGCCCCUCUUCCUACGCCCACCUCUGCGCAUGGCUGCGUGCGGUAACAGUUGUCUUUUUGUGGUAGGCCGGGGUUUGGAGGUGGUGAUGGGGAGGAUAAGCGAGGAAAGCAGGCGGGGAUUGUGCAGGAAGGGGAGGAGUUCUUUGGAUGGGGAGCAGGAGGAUUGGGAGAAAAACGGGAGUGAAAAUUGUGAGUCUCCGCCGUCCAUCUCCAUCACCAACCGCACUCUCCGCCCACGCUCCACUGCCCAUUCCGCAUCACUCGCUACCAUCGCAAAGAAACCACAUCAACACCACUCCAUCAUGGGUGCUACUGACGCCGCUACCCAGCAGUCCGUUGCCGUUUCCGCCUCGGCAUCCGAGCCUUGGGAAGACGCGAUGCGGGCUGAGCUUGCCGCGUGGUUCCAAAAUCCCGACUGGGUCGACGAGACGCCGUCAAUGACGGUUUCCGUCGGAUCUAACGCCCACUGUCAACUCGACGGAGUCGCGACCGUCGGCCUUCCCCCGGACACGGUCUUCUCCAUAGUAUGCGACCCGCACAACAGCCGCGUAUUCAAGAACAUUAAGUCUGUUAAGAACGAGCGGGUCGUUAGUGACAAUAACGGGGUGAAGGAGCUCGAGAUGGACAUGGUAUUCGCCUUCCAGCUGCCAUUCUUUACAGGCACAUUCGACGCGCACAUGCGCAUGGUGCACGAUCGCCCGAACCGCAAAAUGUCCUUCGAACUAGCGCGUCCCGGCCUCAUGCGCAAGUUCGAGGGCUUCUGGCAGGUCGAGCCGCUCGUUGUCCCCGCUUCCGCCACUUCCGCCUCCGCUGCCUCCGCCACCUCCGCCACCUCCGCCCCUUCCACCAUUUCCGCAACUUCCUCCGCUUCCGCCGAUUCCGACACCGCUUCCGCUCCGUCCUCCCCGCUAUCCGAUACCUUCCAUCCCGCCAGCGACUGGGACAGCAGCAGCGCCUGCAGCAGCCCGGAGCGCAACUUCGCCGCAGACUCCGCCGCAGAUCUCGCUGCAAAGACGACGAAGACGAGCGCGACGACCCCGUCCGACGGCGCGCGCGUGGCGUCGCGGCUCGUGCUGCAUCAGGUCGUUCAGCCGUCCGUUGCGCCGCCCGACCUUUUCAAGCGGUGCAUCCACAUCGUUCUGCAAAUGGCUACUAAAGACGUCCUUAAAGUGUUCCAGCGCGAAGCCGCAACGAUUAGGAACAGCAACGGGCAGGAGCAGGAGACGCAGGGAGGAGAGGAGAAGAAAAAGAAGAAGCAAGGCGCUGACGUUAAGGCCGCGGCUGUUGCGGGGGGCGUGGCCGGCGCGGUUGCCGGCGCCGUUGCGGGAGCUGCAGCUGGCGUCGCCGUCGCGAAGAAUGCCGAUUCCAUCAGGCUCGCGUCGCGCGUGUGGGGGCUAGUGAAGGGCAAAGCUUAA
Messenger RNA from Closterium sp. Naga37s-1, 1740 nucleotides. NCBI's taxonomy places the organism in Eukaryota, Viridiplantae, Streptophyta, Zygnematophyceae, Desmidiales, Closteriaceae. The record is from the annotation of a GenBank genome assembly.